UUUACGGAUACCAACGGCACUUCUCGUUCUGAUGGAUUUCUUGCCUUCAAACUUUCAUGCCUAUUUUGAUAAUUUUUUUGUGAUUUUUUUAAUUGAUUUUUGUCUCUUAUUGCCUUCGGGGUGGACUUCGUAUCACCUUCUGAUCAAGGGCCUCUCUCUUUUUCUCGAUAUGGUAAAACGCCUGGUCCCUUCGUAUCUCCAAGAAAGUCUUUUGACCAGGUUUCACUCGGCUUUCUUUCAAUCCUUCAAUUCGAUUUUUCGAUCUACAGCCGUCCUUAAAGCAAAUCGUGCCGCUUCUCGAGUGAAACUGUGUUCAAAAUGGAGUGUCUACCAGAUAUUUCCAUCCAAAUGUCUUGGUUGGUCAUGCCAUCUUCAUGACAUUACCAUUUCUCUUUCUCGGCACUCUCUUUAUGCCGCUCAGUACGAAUCGACUGUAUUACAUACUCGUCCACCAAAAAUUCGUAAAACCAUAUACAGGUCCCUAUCGAAAAUUCAGAUGUGCACAAAUCAGAUGGAAUUCGCAUCUGCCGGUUUAGAAAAGACUGCAGAUUUUAGACUCGUCAGUGCGAACAAUGAAAGGAAUAUUUUUAAGCCGUUAUUGUUCACUUUCAGUGUGAUUGUCGCUUCUUGGACGGCAGCAGAGUACUACCGAGUCCACAGAUAUGUUCUACAUCGUAACUGGAGACGUUACAAGUCUCAAUUUACUAAAACGCUGCAUCAAUCAAAUGCUAAUCGUGCCCACGAGAUCGUCAUUCGAAGAUUGAACUCAGAUAAUCAAGGUUUUUUUGCGCUGCUUCAAGAAGGUGUAUCUGCCCGACUUGAAAAUCUAACGCUCUAUGAAACAGUAAUUUAUUCUUUAGUGGGUAUAAACACAGCCAUCUUUCUAUUAUGGAGGCUCCCCAUCUUGAGCACCCGAUUCAUGCUCAAAAAUUUUACUCAUACCUGUAACUCCGGUCUAUGUCGAACUCUUCUUACAAGUGCUUUUUCUCAUGCUGGAUCGUUUCAUUUCAUCUUCAACACAUUAGCCUUCUACAGUUUUUCUCAAGCUGCUGUCCCUGAACUUGGCCGAGAAUAUUUUUUGGCUGCCGUUGUCUCUAGUGCUGUUUUCUCUAACUUCUGUGACCACUUGUUUUCGACUUUUCGUAAAAGGCCUUGUCCCAGCCUCGGCGCGAGUGGCUAUGUUUACAGUAUUUUUACUUUUGUUUCUCUCACUUAUCCAAAUCAUCAUGGUCUCCUCUUUUUUCUUGUCCCAGUUCCGCUCUUGACUCUGUUGAAAUAUCUCAUAGUGUUCGACUCAGUCGGAUUAACCGGUGCCUGGACACGUAUUUUUAACAUUCAACUGGGUCAUGCAGCGCAUUUAGGAGGCGCAGCCGCCGGCGCGGCUAUUUGGUGGCUCGCUCAGCCUCAUAAUCGAAAAAAGCUUCGUAAUUCCAUGCCCCCAGAACUUGUUGAACUCUAUUACAAAACCUACGACUUUAUUAUACUAAACAAAUAGGGCUUCUACUCAAAGAGAUACUUUGGCUCACACACGUCCUGAAAUGCUUGUAAAAUUGAAAAAUCCGAUAAUCUUGCUAUAGAA
Molecule: messenger RNA, 1579 nt
Organism: Schistocerca gregaria
Lineage: Eukaryota; Metazoa; Arthropoda; Insecta; Orthoptera; Acrididae
Product: presenilins-associated rhomboid-like protein, mitochondrial
Exons: 5
Coding region: 32-1495 (487 amino acids)
Cellular component (GO): membrane
Molecular function (GO): serine-type endopeptidase activity
Source: RefSeq, a predicted model, not a curated record